AACAGUUCUAUGUUUACCUGAUAACAAAAUCUAUAACAAAUAACCUGUGGGCUGGAAGUCUUCCAAUGAAAACUGAUACACGUGCACAGUUGGAGGAAUGCUCUGGUAGCCUAAAGUGCCUCUGGGUGGAGCAAAAACUGCUCAGUGACAGGUGAUCCAUUAGACAACACCACAGACACAUUGCUGAUUUAACCUUGAGAGGACAGCAUGGCAGAGGCACAACUCCCAAUGCCCCUAGAACAGGAAGAGGCCGUGGGCGCGCUACUAGAGAUCCUACAGAAGGUCAGUAAGAAGAAGUUCAGUUUGAUAAAGAAGAAACUAAGAGACUGGAAGGUCCCGGCUGGGUACGAGCAGAUACCAGAGAGGAGCCUACAGUGCGCACGUAGGCCAGAACUUGCCAUUCUCAUUAUCCACCACUAUGGGGUGCAGUACGGGGUUGAACUGCUGCAGCAGGUGCUGGAGGAUGUUGGGGACCACGAAGGAAGCAGGGAGCUGAGGGAAUACCUGGAGCAGGAGGGAACUUCAUUUAGUAUCUGGUGGAGAUGGGAGUCACGUUUCCCUCACUUGUCUCCCAAUGACUUGGCCGAGGCAGGAUUCUACUAUGUGGGGCCUUGGGACCGGGUGCGGUGCUUCUCCUGUGGUAAGCGUUUGCACAAUUGGCAGCCUGGCGAUGUGCCCCUUACCCGACAUCUAAACUCCUUCCCUGGCUGCCUCUAUGCUUGGGGUAAGAUGGGAAUAGAUGUGGGAAAAGUGGGGCCAUGGCAGAAAUUAUUCCUAAAGGAUCAGCCCGUGUGCCCGGAGAUGACAGAGGAAUGGAACAGACUGGCCACCUACAGAUCAGGGCCCUGGUACCCAGGAGAGCAGCUAGCACAGAGCAAGAUAAUGAUAAAUCCUCAACCAGGUGGUGGUGUACAUUAUCAGGGUGGCCAUAUCCGACCUGAGGGAUCUCUUGCAGGUAGUGUUACAUAUACUCAAGGUGGCCGUAUCCAACCUCAGGGAUCUUUUUCAGGUGGUGAUAUAUAUACUCAAGGUGGCCAUAUCCGACCUGAGGGAUCUUUUUCAGGUGGUGGUGUACAUUAUCAGGGUGGCCAUAUCCGACCUGAGGGAUCUUUUUCAGGUGGUGGUGUACAUUAUCAGGGUGGCCAUAUCCGACCUGAGGGAUCUCUUGCAGGUAGUGUUAUAUAUACUCAAGGUGGCCGUAUCCAACCUCAGGGAUCUUUUUCAGGUGGUGAUAUAUAUACUCAAGGUGGCCAUAUCCGACCUGAGGGAUCUUUUUCAGGUGGUGGUGUACAUUAUCUGGGUGGCCGUAUCCAAUUUGAAGGACCUUUUUCAGCUUUUGAUUUUAUUCCUGCAAUUAAACCACCAAGACUUCGAACAGCCUGUGGGGAUUCAGCCUAUACGUGCUCUAAAGAAGGAGGAGCUUUUGCAGCAGUGGGAGGAGGAGCUUCUGGAGUGCAGGAAGUGGCUUCCAAUUAUAGGCUAUGGGAAACUGCAAUGGAAUGUGCGCUCUGUGGAAAGGUCCCCCCUAUAACACAUUUGUCUUCUGAGAUACAUGGACAUAUGUUCAGAGCACAUCUGCCAUGGAAAGGACUCUUCCGCUGCGCCGAAACAGGAAUACAGUUUCUUAUAAAUACUCCUGCCUUAAUCGACUUUGAACUUGUUUCCUGGGGAAAUUACUUGAAAUCCCUGCAGGAAAAGAGUUUAGAGAAUGUGGGCCCUCUGUUUAACAUCAGAGUUCUGUCUGGGCAGGUAUCAGCCGUGUAUCUACCUCACUACGUGUGUCUGAAAGAUCGAGAUGUUGAUGUUAAGAAGUUUAAAAUCGUUCAUUAUAAUGCUAAGGGCAUGACUCUGGAAUCACCAUCGAUAACGGAACCUUUUUAUGUCGCACUGGAGAAUCCCACCUUCUCCUUUAUUGGAGUUGUUUAUAAAGUAGCAAAUUUAUUUCGAGCUAAAAUCCCGGCUCACGGAGCUGUAUUUAUAUACGGCAGAUUCAUCAAAGGUUAUACCAUUCACCUCUACUUCAUGCCACAGGACCCCUUGGUAAAGCAGGCUGUGCACAAGAAGGAGACUGCAAAUGGAUUUUUUGUUGUGGACAAGCCUCCAAUGACAAGAACUGUGUACACUCGAAAAAAAUAUCUCAUAAAAGGACCAGCAAGUGCAAAAAUAGAUCCAGAGGAUCUCAAGCUGCGCUUUGAUACCAUACCAGAGAUGUACAAUUACAGUGAGAUCUACCUGACCAGUGUAGAUAAAGACAUUAUCUUAAGAGUGACAAGUGAAAGGGAUGAGAAAAUGGUGUGGAAUGCUACUCUGAGGAAAGAGGAGCUUAUCCCAGGAGAACAGAAGUCAGCAGGUGGGAAGCACUUUAUGGAUAAGCACAGAACAGAGCUGAUUGCCAGGGUGUCUCACAUUGAUCCAAUUCUGGAUGAUCUCCUGGAUGAUGAGAUCCUGACCCAGGAACAGUACGACUCAGUGAGAAGCAACAGAACCUCCCAGGAAAAGAUGAGGCAACUCUAUGACUGUGUCAGGGCCUGGGGAGACGGUGAGAAGGAGGAACUCUUCAAGGCCAUGAAAAAACAUAAUCAGCCUCUAAUCUCAGAUCUAAAACACAAAUCUAUAUCAUAGGCAGAUAUUCCCAUUCAGGCUUUAAUUGGUAUUUUAACAUUCUUCUUCCACAGAUUCUGGCAUCUUGGUGCCUAUUUAUUGGAAGAUUCUGAAAUAGAGAUUUCAUAUGAAAAUGUGCUCUUUGUUUUUAUAUAUAUAUUUCUUAAUUAAAUGUUUCAAAACUGCUGUGAAUGUGGUUCUGCUGCUGCUUAGCAUUGUUGCACCUCCAAGUCCCUGCUGUGAUGGAAGCAGGAGAUACCGUUAGUCUUAUUAGGCAGAGAAUCUGUAACACUAGUGACUUGUUAUAGUGAAUUAAUCAUGUUUUACAGAACAAUCCCACAUUUCACAAAUAAAUAAGGUGCAUGGAUGGUUAAUUGUGUAACUCCCAACCCAAAGAUGGCCAAACCAAUCUUUGUGCGAUGCGUCAAUUUAUAAGCAUUUACACCUAUUCAUGCUCAUUAAUUAUUUUGGCAAAGAACAACAGGGAAAGGAUUCAUAUUCAGUUCUGGAUGAGCUUGAUAAAGAGCCAGGCGGCUCGAAAACGUUGCUCUGCUGUU
This is a messenger RNA of Xenopus laevis (African clawed frog), 3158 nucleotides long. RefSeq lists its product as uncharacterized. The record is from RefSeq and is a predicted model, not a curated record. The transcript has 19 exons. The coding region runs from base 208 to 2622 and encodes 804 amino acids. NCBI's taxonomy places the organism in Eukaryota, Metazoa, Chordata, Amphibia, Anura, Pipidae.